AAAUCUAUGUACCAAAAUAAAUUUCAUGUAUACGUAUACAUACAUCAAAAGAAACCGAUAAUAUAUCGAAAUGUCAUUAAAAUAAAUCCGUUGUGCCGCGGCAGAACGGCAAGAAUUUUGAAAUGCUCCCUUAGCUUGCUUAAAAUUAUUAUUAUCAUUAUUACAUUCGUGAAAGACAUAAACUUCCCUUUGGAUAACUUUAGAAUGACAAUUGUUCGUCUUUUAGCAAUUAUUUCAGUAAAAACAAAGAAAAGUACUAAUCCAAUGGAGUCCGUUGGUAAUCUCGAUUGCAAUCUAUGAUUAUGAAAAAAUACUACUCAUUUUAAAGUACUGAUUUAAGUUACUGUUUUCUUUUUCUAGAUGGAUUCUAUUCAUUCUACUGAUAGUAAUUCUCAUGAUGAUAUGCAUGUUACGAAUGUUUAUGGUGGCUCUGAAGAAGAUGAGAUUCAUAUCCAGUCGGGUCCCCUUCGUGAACAAGAUCGUUUUCUUCCAAUAGCAAACGUAGCAAAAAUUAUGAAAAAAGGUGUACCAGAAGGACGAGGAAAAAUUGCUAAAGAUGCAAAAGAAACGUUACAAGAAUGUGUAUCUGAAUAUAUUAGUUUUAUAACAUCCGAAGCGAGUGAUCGUUGUUUACAAGAAAGAAGAAAAACAAUAAAUGGUGAGGAUAUUCUUCAAGCAAUGCAAACUCUUGGUUUUGAAAAUUAUGUUGAACCAUUACGAUUAUUUUUAUCCAAGUUUCGUGAAAUAAGCAAAUAUGAUCGAUCACUAGUUGAUGGUGAUCAACGUGAUAUAGACUUAAGUUCAUCAUCUCGAAACACAGGUCUCGAACCGUAUCAAAACUCAGUUCGUGUUGUAACAUGUUUAAGAAAUGAUGAAACAGAAAAUCCUGGAUAUAUUUAUUCUAUUCAACCAUUUCAUCAAUGA
This is a messenger RNA of Didymodactylos carnosus, 924 nucleotides long. Lineage: Eukaryota; Metazoa; Rotifera; Eurotatoria; Philodinida; Philodinidae. The record is from the annotation of a GenBank genome assembly.